This is a messenger RNA of Centropristis striata (black sea bass), 3872 nucleotides long. RefSeq names its product frizzled class receptor 3a (gene fzd3a). The record is from RefSeq and is a predicted model, not a curated record. Gene Ontology annotation, cellular component: plasma membrane. The coding region runs from base 554 to 2632 and encodes 692 amino acids. Gene Ontology annotation, biological process: non-canonical Wnt signaling pathway; canonical Wnt signaling pathway. Gene Ontology annotation, molecular function: Wnt-protein binding; Wnt receptor activity. The transcript is spliced from 9 exons. NCBI's taxonomy places the organism in Eukaryota, Metazoa, Chordata, Actinopteri, Perciformes, Serranidae.
GAGGAGGAGGACAGAGGAGGAGGAGGACAGGAGGAGAGACGAGAGGAGGGCGCUGGAAGGGGACAUUCACUCAUUGUUACCAACUCGAGGAGCGGCGGAGACCCCAUUGCUACACGUGAAUUUUCGGCACAACAGUCAGGCUGAGCAUCAUUGUCAUUCGUGGACAGUUUCUCCAAAGCGUCAUCGCUGACUGUCUAAGAGGAGAGGGAGCGGUCAGAGCGCAGCAUCUUAAAGGACCACAGCAUCUUAAAGGACCACAGCAGCAUCUUCCUGGCUAUGGAGAUCUUGUGACACACUGCUGCCACUGACCAGAAUGCCCACUGUGAUGGAUGCAGCCAGCUUCAACCAUGGUCAUGUUGGAUUACGCUGCCCGACCCAGACUGUUUCUCUGUGAGCAGAAGAGGCGGAAAAGACUAAGACAAAGUGCCGGACACUCCUUCAGCCUUGUGAUUCCCUCUUUCUGGUGAAUGAGUCAGAUGCUAAAGGGGCUCAGCUCCUCUUCCUAACCAGCCGCUCUACUGGCUCUUUCUUCUCUCCUCUUUACGGAGCAGUCAUGGAUCUCCUGUGGGUGCUGUCGGUGUCCAUGUUGACGGUGUGCGUUGCCAUCCCUAUGGAUGCAGCAGCGGGGAGCCACAGUCUGUUCACCUGUGAGCCCAUAACCUUACGCAUGUGCCAGGGGCUGCCCUACAAUUCCACCUACAUGCCCAACAUACUCAACCAUUACGACCAGCAGACUGCGGCGCUCGCCAUGGAGCCGUUCCAUCCCAUGGUGAACCUGCAGUGCUCUCCAGACCUCAGGAUGUUCCUGUGUGCCCUCUACGCCCCGGUGUGUACCGAGUACGGCCGCAUGACUCUGCCCUGCCGUCGUCUCUGUCUGCAGGCCAAGAGCGACUGCUACAAACUAAUGGACAUGUUUGGUGUCAGCUGGCCGCAGGAGAUGGACUGCAACAGGUUCCCAGACUGUGACGAGCCUUACCCCCGUCCUGUAGACCUGCUGUCCAGCUCAGACACCACUGAGUCCCCCGUCGCCGUCCAGCGGGACUACGGCUUCUGGUGUCCCAGAGAACUCAAGAUCGACCCCGAGCUGGGCUACUCCUUCAUGGGGGUGCGCGACUGCUCUCCCCCGUGUCCCAACAUGUACUUUACACGAGAAGAGCUGAUGUUCGCCCGCUACUUCAUCGGGGUGGUGUCCAUCGUCUGUCUCUCCGCCACCCUCUUCACCUUCCUCACUUUCCUCAUCGACGUGUCGCGUUUCCGCUACCCAGAGCGUCCCAUCAUCUUCUAUGCUGUGUGCUACAUGAUGGUGUCCCUGGUGUUCUUCCUGGGCUUUCUGAUGGAGGACAAGGUUUCCUGUAACGCAGCGAGCCCUGGGAGGUUUAGAGCUUCAACAGUGACCCAAGGCUCUCACAAUAAGGCCUGCACGCUUCUCUUCAUGGUGCUCUAUUUCUUCACCAUGGCCGGCAGCGUGUGGUGGGUCAUUCUGACCAUCACCUGGUUCCUGGCGGCUGUUCCCAAAUGGGGCAGUGAGGCGAUAGAGAAGAAGGCCCUCCUCUUCCACGCCUGUGCCUGGGGCAUCCCUGGUGUCCUCACUGUGACUCUGCUGGCCAUGAACAAGAUCGAGGGAGACAGUGUCAGCGGCGUGUGCUUUGUGGGGCUGUACAACCUGACGGCCCUGCGCUGGUUCCUGCUGGUCCCGCUGGGACUGGACGUAGUGGUUGGUGUGGCGCUGCUGCUGGCAGGCAUAGCAGCACUAAACCGAGUCCGCAUGGAGAUCCCACUGGAGAAGGAGAACCAGGAGAAGCUGGUGAAGUUCAUGAUUCGUAUCGGAGUAUUCUCCGUGCUCUACCUGGUUCCCCUGCUGGCCGUUCUAGCUUGCUACCUUUAUGAGAACAGUUACAGAUCCAUCUGGGAGACAACCUGGGUCCAGGAGAAGUGUAGAGACUACCACAUCCCCUGUCCCUACCAGGUGGAGCGUACCAGCCGUCCUGACCUGGCCUUGUUCCUCAUCAAGUACGUGAUGAUGCUGAUCGUAGGAAUCCCCUCUGUGUUCUGGGUGGGCAGUAAGAAGACCUGCUUCGAGUGGGCCAGCUUCUUCCACGGCAAGAGACGCAAAGACGGGAUGGUCAACGAGAGCCGACAGGUGCUCCAGGAGCCCGACUUCGCCCAGCUGCUGCUCCGGGAUCCCAACACACCCAUCGUGAGAAAGUCCCGGGGCACGUCCACCCAGGGGACCUCCACCCACGCCUCCUCCACCCACCUGGCCAUGCUGGACGAGCCGCCCAGCGCCAGCACCAGCCGGGCCGGCUCGCUCCGCAGCGCACGCUCCAAGAUGAGCAGCUACCACGGCAGCCUGCACCGCUCCCGGGACGGGAGAUACACGGCCUCCAGUUUCCGGGCCACAGACGACCGUCCGCCCUACGGAAGCAUGCCUCGCCUCAACGACCAAUCACAGUCCAGACACUGCAGCACCAACCGCCUGGACAGCCUUUCACGGCACGGCUCCACCCAACGACUGGAGAGCCAGUCACGCCACAGCAGCAUCAGGGACCUCAGCAGCACCGCCCAGGCUGUUCUGGGGGUCCCCGGGAACGGGAUCCACAGAGUCCUGGAGGAGGACGGGGCGACGGCCUGAACAGGAAGGUAGAAGGAGGAGAGAUGACUCGUCUUUCUGUUUCUAGAGAGUUAAAGAAUGUGUGAGGGUCCUCUGUGGGAUCCACUGAUGGCCAAUAUGGGAGCUGAGAGCUGCAGCACAGUUAACUGAUGACGUUGAGAGGAGUGUGGAUUGAUGCCUUAAAAUGUCCUCUCAGCUUUACUCGCUGAUCCCAAAAACUCAAGUUCAAAAUGACUUUUAUUCAGUUUACAAAGCUGUGAGGGAUUUUCUAGAGCUGAUGAUGAACAACACUGGAGAAUGACGACAAGGCUUCACUGUUGGAACUACGUUACUGAGCCAGUCAAAACACAAACGUGACCAACAAUGACACACUGCACUGGAUUGUUUUUGACUUGUACUGUACUUGUUUGUAUAAAGGACUGGAUGAUGGACUUGAGACAUGACGAGUCUUCACUUCUUGUCUAGUCUCUUCGGGUUGGAAGCAGGGUAUUUUAUUUUAACUGUUUACCGGCUAUAUUUGAACUAUUUUGCACCUCUUCAGCCACUCUUUCAUGUUUCAGUUUCAGAUACAAUUAUUAUAACUUGACCUGCUAAAAAACCUUAUUUAUAGAGACAAUUUAUUGUCCACUUGAAAAGCAACAAAUUAGCCAGAAGUGAACUUCUGGCAGCACCGUCUGCAACUGCUGUCUGAACUUAGAAAAGCCUUGUCCCAUUUUAAAAACUGUUUUUUAUAUUGAGGUACUUCACUGCUUUGCUGUAAUGAUAAAGAGGAAAAAUGUCUGUUUGCCAGAAUUCAAAGGGCUGAAAUACAGGAAAAGCUGAAUCCAAACUCCUGCCUUAUGAUGGUGUGUUCAGACAGAAAGCAGCGCAGAUUUUUACAGGCUGUGUGAUAACAUACAGUCAACAGAAAGACAGACGUGGUUUUAGAGCUAAAAGACUGUUCUGCUCAGCCUUUAGUCAAAGAACAGGCUCAUUUUUCAAACACAGUUGGUACGGUGGCUGUUUGGGGCCAAAAAACAAACAUUUCAGCUGUCGAAGUGGCUUUGCUUUCGGUCUGAACACACUUUACAGUGACUAGAUGAUAGUGCACCCGUAAAUUAGAGUCAAAUUUCGAGUAGUGUGUCCUGUUUCAAAAUGUGUCCUUAUUGUAUAGCUACUGUCAAAUGUUAGAUCAACAUUUCCUCUAGUGGCAAAACUUGUAUAGAUGUAAAAAGUGAACGUGUGUUGUUCAUUUGUAAUAAAGUUGUUUUUUUAAAGAAAA